GGUCAGGCUAGGAGCCUAGGUCAGGCCAAACCGAUUCAAGGUUGAACUGAACCUCCUCUUUCUCGUAUGGGGCGUGCUGGAGGCUGAGAGUCGACACGGAACUCAGCCUUGAAAACAAAGGCUAUAAACCCUGAUGAAUUCUUUUUGCUACAAGCUUGCCGCCCUCUUUAAGAGAUCUCGCGUCGUCUCCACCGCGACAAACGCAGCAGCUCCUUCGCAAAUGGAAGACGGCACCCUUCCCAAAUCCAUCCUCCGCACCCGCCUCUGCAUCAUCGGCAGCGGCCCCGCCGCUCACACCGCCGCCAUCUACGCUGCUCGCGCCGAACUUCGGCCCAUACUCUUCGAGGGCUGGAUGGCGAAUGACAUCGCCGCUGGAGGCCAGCUCACCACCACUACCGACGUUGAAAACUUCCCCGGUUUCCCCGAAGGGAUCAUGGGCGGCGACCUCAUGGAUCGUUGCCGUGCCCAGUCGGUCCGUUUCGGGACAAACAUCCUCUCCGAGACAGUCACAUCUGUAGACCUCUCCUCCCGCCCCUUCAAGGUCUUUUCCUCGUCCACCCAAGUCCAUGCUGACGCCGUCGUUAUCGCCACCGGCGCCGUUGCCCGCCGUCUCCACUUCCCCGGCUCCGACACCCUCUGGAACCGAGGGAUCUCCGCAUGCGCAGUUUGCGACGGGGCGGCCCCUAUCUUCCGGGACCGCCCCAUUGCCGUCAUCGGCGGAGGAGACUCCGCCAUGGAGGAGGCCAAUUUCCUGACCAAGUAUGGGUCCCGCGUGUACAUCGUGCACCGCCGGGACACAUUUAGGGCUUCAAAAAUCAUGCAGGCGAGGGCUCUCAAUAACCCCAAGAUCGAGGUGUUAUGGAACUCGGAGGUGGUCGAGGCGUACCCCAAGGAGAGGAACGGACCUCUUGGGGGUGUUAAGGUGAAUAAUGUCAUCUCCAGGGAGGUGUCUGAUUUGACGGUGUCGGGGCUCUUCUUUGCAAUCGGGCAUGAACCGGCGACCAAGUUUUUGGAUGGGCAGCUGGAGCUUGAUGCGGAUGGAUAUGUUGUCACAAAACCUGGCUCCACACAAACCAGCAUCAAAGGUGUUUUUGCUGCUGGAGAUGUGCAAGAUAAGAAGUACCGCCAGGCGAUCACCGCAGCCGGAUCUGGGUGCAUGGCUGCACUAGAUGCGGAGCACUACCUGCAGGAAAUUGGAGCUCAAGAAGGAAAGACUGAUUGACUAUCCUUGGACUAUCAAUGGACCAUUCAGUUGCGAUCCAGGCUUUAAAAGCCAAUAUGGAGUUAAUGUUAUGGAUUGAUUUGCAGGGCAUGUCUGCCUUAUUUGUGGGUAUUGAUCAUAAUCUAGAAUUGCUUUAUGAACAGUCUUUGCAUGGAUAUUUGGGCGUGACUUAAUUAAGGCAUUUAAAUCUGCAUCUGCAUACCUUUA
Molecule: messenger RNA, 1429 nt
Organism: Dioscorea cayenensis subsp. rotundata (Guinea yam)
Lineage: Eukaryota; Viridiplantae; Streptophyta; Magnoliopsida; Dioscoreales; Dioscoreaceae
Product: thioredoxin reductase NTRB-like
Exons: 2
Coding region: 134-1222 (362 amino acids)
Biological process (GO): removal of superoxide radicals
Cellular component (GO): cytoplasm
Molecular function (GO): thioredoxin-disulfide reductase (NADPH) activity
Source: RefSeq, a predicted model, not a curated record